Messenger RNA from Ochotona princeps (American pika), 3454 nucleotides. RefSeq names its product G protein-coupled receptor 37 (gene GPR37). Gene Ontology annotation, cellular component: signaling receptor complex; plasma membrane. Gene Ontology annotation, biological process: adenylate cyclase-inhibiting G protein-coupled receptor signaling pathway; positive regulation of MAPK cascade. Gene Ontology annotation, molecular function: prosaposin receptor activity; G protein-coupled peptide receptor activity. NCBI's taxonomy places the organism in Eukaryota, Metazoa, Chordata, Mammalia, Lagomorpha, Ochotonidae. The record is from RefSeq and is a predicted model, not a curated record. Bases 1100 to 2944 code for a protein of 614 amino acids. The transcript is spliced from 2 exons.
AUCCGCCCUUAUUCCCUCGGCGCACCCAGCCCCUACGAGGGAGGACCGCUACAAAAGGCUUGCAUGGAACGCGUGAGGGCUUAGUGGAUGGCAAACCACCAGGGGAUCCUGUCUCCCCACAAACCAGCGACUCCCAGAAGCAAGGGGGGCGGGGACCGAGGCCAGGAGCGGCUGUGUCGCGGGCGCGCGCAGUGGCUGGAGCGGCUGGGAGAGGCCGGGCCACCUCCCCCUUCCCGGCCAUGCACAGCCUCACCCGCGGCCGUUCCAGGCACCACACUCCCCGCGGUGCCCGCCGUGCCAGUGACACGCUCCCGCGGCCCGCGGCACAGCGGCUGCCUUCUCUCCCGCAAUUCUACCCACGACUCCCUCCUCCUCUGGGGCGCCGCGCCCAGCAGCCGGGGCCGCCCCUUCGUCAACUUUGAGCUGGAAGAGAAACAACUUUGGCCGUAGCUGCGGGUUUCGAGUCCCGCUUCUUUUGGGCACUAGUAGCCUAGCCGCUCGCUGGGGUUUGGUGGGGCGAGCGUUUCCCCCGCCCCGCGCAUUAGCUCUGCGUCUGACCUCGGCAACCUGUUUCCAGCCAGCCAGGAGCGGGAUUUGUCUGCCAACCAUCUGGGGCGGGGGAGGGGACCUUGUUUUUCUUUGCGUCUGGAGACCUCCGUUUGCAACUGGAUAAAGCAGUGUGGAAGGGAUGUAAACAGGCAGAGAAACUGUACCCUAGAAGGCAGCCAGCCCGAGGCAGGAAGGAGCGUGGGGGCUUCGUCCCAGCUUCUUCCAGGCGCAACAUUAAUCGACAUUCAGGUGUUGGUUGCAACUUUUCAAGGUCAGCCACCGGGAGUAGCCUUUCUGUCUCCGAACCGUAGGGGCAUCAGAGCUCGGAUUGGGUUCGGCUAAGAAAAGCACAGAAUGCCUAACAAGCAAGGAUUGUAAGGCAGAUAGCGCGGGACCCAAGGCCCGCCCCUUACCCUCCUGGACAGCUUCAGGUUCGCGCAGCCCCUGCGGGGUGAGUAUGUGACAUGUGUCUAACUCCCUGGAGCAACUUCUGCAGCAGGUGUGCAUCCUAAGCAGGAGCCGCCCGUGCCCGGCGCGCCCUCGCCCAGCCAUGCGGGCUCCGGAAGCACCUCUCGCCGGCAUUUCGCGGCUGCUGCUUCUACUCCUCCUCCAGACGUCUGCCGCUCCUGCCUUUGGGUUCACCCUCCCUGCGCCCAGGAAUGAGACUUGCCUCGGGGAGAGCUGUUUGCCUAGACUGAUCCAGCGCCGCAGCCGAGGCACUUGGGGACCGGCAAAUUCUGCUAGAGGCGUUCUCCGAGCCCGCGCGCCCAGGGAGGAGCAGGAGGCAGCUCUGCGCUCUGCGCCCUCCUGGGACUUGCCAGACACCUCGAGCGGUGACCCAGGUGCUGGCAGAGGGGCAGAGGUGUCCACCGCUGGGCCCUUGGGACCUUCGAGCAGGCUGCCUGGCGCCUGGAAAUGGAAAGGUGUCCGGAUUCAGGAUGUGUCUAGCACUUUGAGGAGAGGGGAUGCUACGGCCCUCCAGCUCUUCCUCCAGACCUCAGAGGAAGAAGAGAAGGGUCCUGGGGGCGCUGUCGUUUCCAGACGCAGUCAGGAGCGCAGUGUGAAAAAGGAACCCGUAGCCAGCGAUCUCUACUGGCCCAGGAGAGCUGCUGGCCAUCUCCAGGGUUCCCACCAUAAGCCCCCAAUCAAGUCGGCCGAUGGGCUGGCAGGGAGCGAAGGGCGGACAUUUGCACCCCCAGGCAGGGCACUGGCCCAGAAUGGGUCUUCAGAAGAAGGGAUCCACGAGCGCGGGGGUUCCCGCUGGAGAAACAGCACGAACCGGCGAGUGAGGCUAAAGAACCCCUUCUACCCGCUGACCCAGGAGUCCUAUGGAGCCUACGCGGUCAUGUGUUUGUCCGUGGUGAUAUUCGGCACCGGUAUCAUUGGCAACCUGGCGGUAAUGUGCAUCGUGUGUCACAACUACUAUAUGAGGAGCAUCUCCAACUCUCUCCUGGCCAACUUGGCCUUCUGGGACUUCCUCAUUAUUUUCUUCUGCCUCCCGCUCGUCAUCUUCCACGAGCUCACCAAAAAGUGGCUGCUGGAGGACUUCUCCUGCAAGAUCGUGCCCUACAUCGAGGUCGCCUCUCUCGGAGUCACCACCUUCACGUUGUGCGCUCUGUGUAUUGACCGCUUCCGGGCUGCCACCAACGUGCAGAUGUACUAUGAAAUGAUUGAAAACUGUUCCUCCACCACUGCCAAGCUUGCUGUGAUAUGGGUGGGCGCUCUGCUGUUGGCACUUCCAGAAGUUGUUCUGCGCCAGCUGAGCAAGGAGGAUUUGGGGUUUAGUGGCCGAGCACCUGCAGAACGGUGCAUCAUAAAGAUCUCUCCCGAUCUGCCCGACACCAUCUACGUGUUAGCUCUCACCUAUGACAGCGCGAGACUCUGGUGGUACUUUGGCUGUUACUUUUGUUUGCCUACGCUCUUCACCAUCACCUGCUCGUUAGUGACUGCGAGGAAAAUCCGCAAAGCAGAGAAAGCCUGCACCCGAGGGAAUAAGCGGCAGAUUCAGCUAGAGAGCCAGAUGAACUGUACAGUUGUGGCAUUGACCAUUUUAUACGGAUUCUGCAUCAUUCCGGAAAACAUCUGCAAUAUCGUCACCGCCUACAUGGCUACAGGGGUUUCCCAGCAAACAAUGGACCUGCUUAAUAUCAUCAGCCAGUUUCUUUUGUUCUUUAAGUCCUGUGUCACGCCAGUGCUUCUUUUCUGCCUCUGCAAACCCUUCAGUAGAGCCUUCAUGGAGUGCUGCUGCUGUUGCUGCGAGGAAUGCAUUCAGAAGUCUUCCACGGUGACCAGUGAUGACAAUGACAAUGAGUACACCACAGAACUCGAACUCUCGCCUUUCAGCACCAUCCGCCGGGAGAUGUCCACCUUUGCUUCUGUUGGAACUCAUUGCUGAAGCGCAGUCUCUGGUUGGAUCAGAUGGGUUUCAUGUUUUGCUUUUUCAUAUCUUGUGAAAGUUUUUAAUUCCUAUUUUUUCUUACAGGGAAAAAUGCAAAAAAAUAUGCAUUAACAGCUAUAGAACUGAUUUUACAAAUUAAUACUUGUGCUUUGAAAACAAUGUUUAUAUUUGGUUAUUUAAGCAGGACAGAGAUCAGCAGUUUAGGAUCCUUUAUCUGGUAUGGUGCUAAUAUUUUAUUUGGAAAAAAAGCUACUGCACCUUAACUUAAUUGCUAAAUUUCUUUCUUUCUUUAAAAAAAAAAACAUAAUUAUUGUGUAUUGAUUCUAGCCAUGUAGCUUUGUAAGUUAUUUUACGUUUGAAUUGUGAUUGACAAUAUAUUGUCCAUGGAAUUGUGAGAUGACUUGUACUUACAAGCUUUCACCAAGUAGCACCAAAUAAAGGACUCUUUAUUCUUUAAUGACAUUUUCAAUCUACUUUUAACCAAAAUUCAAUAAAUCUUUCAACUGC